GAGUCAUUCUCGUAGUCGCUUGUGGAAGCCUAUGCGGGGUCUUGAAACACCGUUUUGACCUGUAUUAAGUGUGGAGUGCGUGCGUUCGGUUUUGCGGCUUGGCUUAUCUCGUGUCAGUUUGAGUAGCGUCUGGGCCGCGUUGCAGCAAAAUGGAGUGUCUCAUGGGAAUUGCGUUUAAAGACUUCGUUCUUCUUGCUGCCGACAGAACAUGUUCUGCACAUGGGAUACUGGUUGUGAAACCCGAUGACGACAAGACCUUUCAACUGGCUGACAACCUUGUGAUGGCCGUGAGCGGCGAGCCAGGCGACACCGUCCAGUUCGCUGAGUACAUCGCCAAAAACAUACAGCUCUACAAAAUGCGCAACGGGUACGAACUCUCGCCAGCCGAGGCGGCGCACUACACGCGCCGCACGCUGGCCGAGUACCUGCGCACGCGCACGCCCUACCAGUGCAACCUGCUGCUGGCCGGCCACCGCGCCGACUCCGGCCCCGAGCUCUACUUCAUGGACUACCUGGGCAGCAUGGCCAAGCUGCCGUACGCCGCGCACGGAUACGGCGGGCUGUUCUCGCUGUCCGUCAUGGACCGAUACUACAAGGCCGAUGCCACCGAAGAGGAGGCGCUAGACAUCAUGAAGAAAUGCGUGGCUGAGAUCCAGACCCGCCUCAUUGUGAACCUGCCCAAAUUCCAGGUGUUGAUGGUUAACAAGGACGGCGUGAAGCGGCUGGAUGACGUAACCGUACAUUCGUUGAAGCAGCAGCCGGUCAUGGGCUGAGCUGAGCUCUGAGCUGAACUCUGAGCCCAGCUCAGUCUGACCUGUGCAGGCUCACGCCGGAUGUGCUCUGUCGUUUUCUGUCAAGCGUUCUCUGAAAUCAGCGGUGUAAUAAAGCUUCACACGCUUGGAACA
Molecule: messenger RNA, 905 nt
Organism: Pollicipes pollicipes
Lineage: Eukaryota; Metazoa; Arthropoda; Thecostraca; Pollicipedomorpha; Pollicipedidae
Product: proteasome subunit beta type-2
Exons: 4
Coding region: 150-773 (207 amino acids)
Biological process (GO): proteasomal protein catabolic process
Cellular component (GO): cytoplasm; proteasome core complex; nucleus
Source: RefSeq, a predicted model, not a curated record